Messenger RNA from Paramecium octaurelia, 231 nucleotides. NCBI's taxonomy places the organism in Eukaryota, Ciliophora, Oligohymenophorea, Peniculida, Parameciidae. The record is from the annotation of a GenBank genome assembly.
AUGAUAUACUUGUGGUAUAAUAUUAAACUUUAAAUUAGCUUAUGUCAAAAGAUUAACUAAAGAAUUGUGGAUGAAUAGAUGUUUAAAGACAGUUAAACAAAGCUUGGAAUUUAUAUAACUUUAUUAUUGUUUGAGAGAUUAAUUUAUAAUAAUCCUAUUAAGAAUGUAACAAAAUUAAAUAUCCAAAGAUGUAGUGGAGUGUUGAUGUUUAGAAGAAAGUAAUUGAGUUGA